Messenger RNA from Polyodon spathula (Mississippi paddlefish), 2822 nucleotides. Its product is annotated as interleukin-1 receptor type 2. Gene Ontology annotation, molecular function: interleukin-1, type II, blocking receptor activity. Lineage: Eukaryota; Metazoa; Chordata; Actinopteri; Acipenseriformes; Polyodontidae. The coding region runs from base 247 to 1746 and encodes 499 amino acids. The record is from RefSeq and is a predicted model, not a curated record. The transcript is spliced from 12 exons.
GCACAACAUAUUUAUCAAUGAGUCAAAUAAUAUGAUUUUAUGUAUAUUUCAGCAAGCUGUCUAUUUAUCAAUGGAAAGGGGAGACGACACAAUAUUUCAGAAGUCAGGCUGAUUGAGAAAUGCACAGGAAUUUCCACUCAUUGUGAAGGGCUAUAUAAAUGUCAGAGGCGGUGAGAAUGCCUCAAUAUCACUGUGAGGAUCUCAAAUAAGGAACUUUUAGAGGAGCCUGCCCUGAUUCUUUUAAACAUGCUACUGUAUGAUAAGAAGAUAUCAGUUGCUUGCAUAACCCUCAUAGCUUCAUGGAUAACUAUUAUGCAUGCCUUCAGACUCCCUCAGCUUCCCAAAGAAGAUCAAUGUCAGCAACUGAAGCAAGGUGGGACACCGUUAUAUACCAUUCAAGGAGAGGCUGUAGUACUCAAAUGCCCAUCUCCAGAAUUCUGGAAUCUGAACUUGGCCACAGAUCAUGAUUUCAGUUUGAAUUGGGUUUAUGAAAAGGAUAAACCAGAUGAAGGGCGAGUUGAAGCUCAGGGUGACUUGCUGUGGUUCUUGCCUGCAUUAGUUACCGACUCUGGAGACUAUGUUUGCAUUUUAAGGAAUGCUUCAUACUGUGUUGAAACAACCCUCUCUAUAAAGGUAUAUGAAGGCAAAAGUAACAACCUUGAAAAUAUUGCUUACCCAAAUACAGCUCAUUCCAGCGUUGAUAAGAUAAUUUGUCCUGAUAUAGACGAGUUUGUGAAAAAUACUGGAACUGUGGAGUUGAAAUGGUACAAGGAAUUUUUCCCUUUGUCUUUUGUUGAAGGGAAACACCAAUAUAACAGGGGUGAUAGGUUUCUACUCAUUCGAGAUUUAACUGCCGGAGAUGAAGGAUACUACACCUGUGAACUAACAUUUCCAUACAACAACACCCAAUAUAAAGUUACAAGGACAAUUCACUUACAUAUUACAGCUGCGCACACCAGACCAAAGAUAGUCAACCCCUUGAACAACACCAUCGAGGUUGCUCUAGGGUCAAGACUAAUCAUACCUUGUAGAGUUUUCCUUGGACUGCGAUCAAAACAAUAUUCUCAUGUGACAUGGCUGGCUAACAACUCGUACAUUGACCUCUCCAGCAAAAGAGUCAAAGAAGAAUAUGACAAUUUGAUCGAAGAAACUGACGGCAAUUAUGUUGAGAUAGAGCUGACUUUUAAUGAAGUUUGUGAAGAGGAUCUCAGUACAGAAUACAAGUGUGUUGUAUGCAAUGGCUAUGGAUGCCAUGAAUCAACUGUGCAGAUUAUACUUGCAGCCCAACACUUACCAAGAAUAACCUAUCCUUUGAACAGCACUAUUGAAGUUGUUGAAGGCUCUAGUCUAACUGUACCAUGCAGAGUGUUUACUGCGAUCAAAUCAACAGCCACUACUGAGGUCUCAUGGCUUGCAAAUGGCAUACAGAUUGACUCUCACAUGAGCAACCGAGUUUCUCAAGGACCACAGCUUGUGCUUACAGACGAUGAUGCCGAUUACAUUGAGGUGGAGUUGGUUUUUAAUGUAGUGCGUGAUGAGGAUUUCAGCACCGAGUUUAAGUGCGUUGCAAAGAACAGUCAAGGAUCCCACGAAGCGUCUGUGCAGAUCACUUCAGCAGAUUCCAGUUCCACGUGUGUCAUAGUAGGAUUUUUUGGGACACUCAGCUUUCUCAUAGUUGUUUGUAUAUUUAUGUGCAAUUUGUUCAAACCACGCUGUAAAAAAGAUUAUGUUUUGGCCAAAUCAUAGGUAGGUGUAUAUUUUAUCAGCUUUGUGAACACUGUAUACUUUGUUGUCUCUCUGAAAUAGAAAAUAGUGUAAAGUAUUUUUGUUAAUUAAACUAGUACUCAAUUAAACAAUCUGAUGCAAAAUGAAAGAAGGACAAUUUGCUGAGCUGUACUGAUUUUUAUUUGCCACUGGGAUCAAGUUGAAAGCCAUUCCCAUUCAUUUCCCUUUUUUGCAUUCAUUUAAAUCUAAUAAUCUAACAGCCAAUUAACAAAAUCCUUGAAGAAGAAGGGACACCAAUACAUUUAGUCCUGUUUUAAGCUAUGUGUUUAAUGAAUGUAUGUAGCAUAUCCCUGUACAGCGAAGAAUCUUCAAAGUAAUGACAUUGUUUCCCACCUUUCCUCUAUAAAUCGUUGUGUCAUAUUAUGCUGUAGAUUCAAGGCUUUCAUUCUACUGUAUGUAGAACAGUUUUGUUAAUUUGUCAUUGUGUGCUGACACCAUUUAAACACGGUUUUCCAUGAAAACAAUAUUCUGGUUUAAAACAGUCUUGUGGUUUUAAUAUGUUUACACUUAACCAUCAUUUACCACUAUGAUAUGUAGCCGAUACUUUUGUGCAAAUGAUCUGACUGACCAUCUCAUAACUGAUUAAUCUGUCUAGAAUGUGGUUUUCUUCAAUGUACUGCAUGAAAACUGCAUUUUUGUCAAGACGAUUCAGUCUUAAUAGGAAAGACAGAAAAAUUCUUAGUCGAUGACAGUCGGCACUUAGAUUUUCAGGUGCUUUCAUAUACAAAUAAAUUACACAUUAUGUAUUGGAUAUUAAAACUGAGCGAAUAUUUCCAAGAAAAAUGAUACAAGUCUCUUCAUUAAAAUUAAGAAGCUGUUUGAGUAUACAGUAUUGUGUGUGCAUACUUGUUACAACAGUGUUAUAACCUGUUUAAUCUCAAAGUUCAAAAUAAAACACUCAAAGAUCAACACUUUUUGAUGAAUGCAAAAAUAACUUGUUGGUUUCCUUUGCAACAUGUUUUGUAACUGUUUGUACCUUAGGCCCUUGAUGUAAAUGCAUUUUAGCUCACCUUUUGGUUUUAAUGGAAUCAAUAAAG